This is a messenger RNA of Pocillopora verrucosa, 1263 nucleotides long. RefSeq names its product 2-Hydroxyacid oxidase 1. The record is from RefSeq and is a predicted model, not a curated record. Gene Ontology annotation, molecular function: FMN binding; oxidoreductase activity. NCBI's taxonomy places the organism in Eukaryota, Metazoa, Cnidaria, Anthozoa, Scleractinia, Pocilloporidae.
UCUUGGCCUCUUUGAAAAGGUUACAGAUCAUUUCAUGUAAGACCGUAGAUGGCUUUUGGAGAGCCUGACACAAUGGAUGAUUUGGAGACCUAUGCUGCAAGACAUCUAGACCAAAACGCUUUUGAUUAUUAUUCUACAGGAGCAGACGAGGAUGUGACUUUGCACGAAAAUCGAGAAGCUUUUAGAAGGAUAAAAUUACGGCCGCGAAUGCUGCGAGACGUUUCUCAACAGGACAUCUCUGUCACGGUUCUAGGCCACCAGCUUAGCAUGCCAAUUUGUGUGUCACCUACUGCUUAUCAAGCAAUGGCACAUCCAGACGGGGAACUGGCCACAGUCAGAGCGGUUAAGUCUGUAGAUACAGCAAUGGGUUUAAGCUUAUACUCCACAAACAGUCUUGAGGACGUCGCGCGGGAGUGUCCGAACACGAUCAAAUUCAUGCAGUUGCAGUUUUACAGUGAUCGGCCAUUUAUGGAGCAAGUGGUAAAACGAGCGGAAAAAGCAGGCUACAAAGCAAUUUUCCUAACAGUUGAUAUUCCGGUUUAUGGUAGACAUAAGGCCAGGCGCAAUUUUCACCUCCCGAAACAUCUGAAGUAUGCUAAUUUCAAAUCGUUACAUACGGAGAAAGGACUUCGCACUAAUGAGGAGAUUGAUAAUUAUAUUAUCAAUGCAUCUGACGCCAGUGUUGAUUGGAAGACAUUUGACUGGCUCCGUUCGAUUUCGUCCCUUCCGUUUGUUCUCAAGGGAAUACUGACUCCAGAAGAUGCUUGUCUCGCGGUGCAACAUGGGGCUCAGGGAAUUAUGGUGUCAAAUCAUGGAGGACGGCAAUUAGAUGGUGUCCCGGCCACUAUUGAGGUGUUACCCGAUAUAGUGGAAGCCGUGCGAGGGACUGGGAUCGAAGUGUAUAUAGACGGUGGUGUGAGACUGGGCACUGAUGUUCUAAAGGCCCUUGCUUUGGGGGCACGAGCAGUGUUUGUUGGCAGGCCAGUUAUCUGGGGACUCGCAUAUAAGGGAGAGCAGGGUGUAAGUAAAGUCCUUGAGAUGCUUAGAGAUGAACUGAAGGUGGCCAUGGCUUUGGCAGGUUGUGCAUCUCUCAAGGACAUUACCCCAGCUUUAGUGAUGAGACAAGCAAGUAAUCUGUGAAAGGCUUAGAAUUCGAUGAUAUGCUGAGAAAUGGCAAUUUUCCCAUCAGGAAAAUCAGAGCAGCAGUGAAAUGAAUUGCUUUGAAUUUAAACUGGGGAUAUUUAUUCCUAGUGAAAAAAUUUA